Messenger RNA from Trypanosoma cruzi, 2124 nucleotides. RefSeq lists its product as uncharacterized. The coding region runs from base 1 to 2124 and encodes 707 amino acids. The record is from RefSeq and is a predicted model, not a curated record. NCBI's taxonomy places the organism in Eukaryota, Euglenozoa, Kinetoplastea, Trypanosomatida, Trypanosomatidae. The transcript has a single exon.
AUGGAGGCGUAUCAGUCGCUGAGCAAUCGCGUAGCCUCAAUGGAGGAUCUCCUCCGUAGGAGCGAGUCCACUAUGGUGAUGGUGCUGCAGCGUCUCAAAGUGUUGGAGGAACACGCGUCGGCGAGUGAGGUGCGUAAUCGUGGCGAGCAAGCCGCACGGUAUGAAGAAUUCUCAUCCCGGAUGAAUACAGCAAUGGAGAACCAAAACAGCCAAAUUGCUUUUUUGAAGGACGCCAUUAGGCGUCAAUCUUCUUCUUUACAAGUACUGGAGGAGCGAUUGCAGGGUACCUCCAAGGCGUUAGAACAAAAGACGAAUAGUGAUAUCUCUGGUUGCUAUCAACGAAUGCAGACAUCAGAAAAUUCGUUUACGGCGGCGUUACGCAAUUUGGAAUCGUUGUUGCAGUCGCAGUCUUCGGCCAUGAAUUCUUUAGAGCAGAACCUACGUGUUGACAUGCACUCCAUGCAGCAACACACAAAUGGAGAAAUUAUGGGCAUUCGUCAACGGGUUGAGAUGGUGGAAAGCGCACUCAGCAGCUCCUUGAAGGAGUUGCACAAAUCCGUGUCUAAUGAUAUUAGGGCUUUAUCUGAAAAUUUUGUUGCGAAAAUUCAGAAUUCUGUUCAGUCGAUGGAUGCAGCACUGCUUGGAGUGGAUCAGAAGGUUAGGGCAGACAUGCGAUCUCUUCAUGAAUCCUUGGGGAAUGAUAUUUCAGUGGUUAGGCAGAGUGUGAGCGCUGCGGAAGUAAGCAUGCGGGACGCUUUACGAGCUCUUCACGGCACUUUGGCGAAUGAUAUCACGAACAUGUCUUCUCUACAGCAGGAAUUUGAGACGGCCCACCGGGCGGAGUAUCAACGCCUUCUCGCCGAAUUGGCUGCUAAGCGGGAGCGGAUGGAAACGAUUGAUGCCAACUGGCGCUCGAGUGUGGUGGACCUUGGCGACAAGUUGCAGGAUGGAUGGAGAAAUAUUCUUUCCCAAGUGGCGUCAGUCGAUCUGAAACUUCAGCAAAGGGUUUCGCACAUCGGUACGUCUGUCGAAGAAUUGUCAGCUCAACUACGUCGAACUGCGGAGAGCUUGGCACAUUCACUGGAGGUCAAAAUGAAAUCCCUGGAAAAUCUUUCUGAGGAUGUGACCAAUGGCAAAAAGUUCAUGAAUGCAUUGCAGGAAGACCAGCAACGCUUACGUGAGGAACUUAAAGGGUUCUCAGCCUUGGUGGAGCGUAGUGGAGGGCAGCUGCGUUCGUUGUUGGAGGCUGCUGUUCAGGCUUCCCACAGCGAUCUGCUUGAAAGAAUAAAACCCCUUUUAAGCUACCGCUCUGAGAUGCACGCCGCAGUAGCGGCUGCACUUAACAAACUCUGGAGCGAGGCAAACCGUGUCUUCACUUCCCAUGGCGACAUGGAUGCUCUUCAAAAUCAGAUCCAAGUCCUCGACGACGCCGUGCGCAAUGAGGUUUCUCUACUGAUCGAGAAGGGGCGGGUGUUGGAGCGCCGUGUGGAGGAUCAGCGGCGGCUUGACGUAGUCACGGAGAACCGUGUGUCAAUAAACCCGGAAUCAGGGGCUCUCAUGCCUUUGCCAGUCCUCGAUGAGCUGAACAAUGUGUGGGUUGAGCUUCGCAACCUUCAAAAACACAUGGGCAUGCCCAGGGAGGAGGUUCUCUCUGUCAUCAGCGAUACCCGCAAGCAGCUCUUUGACGUCGCGCUGAACGUUGCAAAAAGUAACGAAAAAGAGUUCCGCGACAUUCUUUCUCAGGUAAAAAAGGAUGUUUGCGAGAUACUCUCACAUUCCAAUAGGCCCAACGGCGUUGGCAAUAGUAACGAGGCUGGGAACAAUGCUCACAAACCAAAACGAACAAUUGUGCGUGUGGUAUCCCAAAACCCUCCAAAUCCACCGUCGAGCAAUGAGCUUCCGCCCGUUGUGAGAAUUAGGAAGGGACCAAACUCUUAUUCACUAGCGGAACUACAACCGAAAGGAACAGCAAAUGAUUUGCAAGAAGCACCCUCUCGGCCACGUACUAGAGCUGUUGAGGCUGCUACGCACCUCCCGUCCGUGAUUCAUCCUUCUUCAGAACCACCAGGUUUUGUAUCAACCGCAUCGUCUCUUUGUACCACCCCCUCACCUACUUAUCAAUGA